AUGCCUGUACAUUAUAAAAACUUUGGAAAUUUGCAGGUUGCAGGAGGUAAUAGUGCAGUGGGUUGGGUUUUGGGACUUCUCGGUACAGGCAAUGACCUUUCAAGAACUUUCGGUUGGGGUGGUUCAAUCCUUAUUUAUUGGAAUUUCGUAGUCAAGAAGACUCUCGACAAUGCCUGCACAGGCAAACUCUGUCGUUUGAACAGUUGGAAACUUUCGAUGUCAAUGCCUGAUGAGAAGCUUGUGGAUCCACCUUAUUCUCUUAAAUUAGAACAAAUUCUAUUGCAUCAAACCCUUUGGAUACUAUGAACAUCACAGUUGUAAGUGUAAUAUUUAUAAAUUUACUUUUAAUUUGUUAAUAUUUGCCGGU
Impatiens glandulifera is the source of this 367-nucleotide messenger RNA. Its product is annotated as diacylglycerol kinase 3-like. The record is from RefSeq and is a predicted model, not a curated record. The transcript has 4 exons. The coding region runs from base 1 to 306 and encodes 101 amino acids. NCBI's taxonomy places the organism in Eukaryota, Viridiplantae, Streptophyta, Magnoliopsida, Ericales, Balsaminaceae.